This is a messenger RNA of Pararge aegeria (speckled wood butterfly), 1176 nucleotides long. RefSeq names its product mitochondrial ornithine transporter 1. Gene Ontology annotation, molecular function: L-ornithine transmembrane transporter activity. The coding region runs from base 154 to 1068 and encodes 304 amino acids. The transcript is spliced from 6 exons. Lineage: Eukaryota; Metazoa; Arthropoda; Insecta; Lepidoptera; Nymphalidae. Gene Ontology annotation, biological process: mitochondrial L-ornithine transmembrane transport. The record is from RefSeq and is a predicted model, not a curated record.
CUGCAUAGAGUAGGUAAAUUUAUCAGUUGAUUGCUGUUGCUGUAAAUUUAGUGUAAAUUAAAACUUUUAUUACCAACGAAGUAUAGAGCGAAAGAAAAUUGUACAUAAGUUUAAAUAUUUACCCUUUCUUUGCAAACUAAAAAAUAUUUUACCAUGGCCCAUUCAUCUUCAUCUAGUGGUAAUAUAAAAAGUGGACUAAUAGAUUUCACAGCAGGAUCUCUAGGUGGAGUAGCUGUGGUCUAUGUUGGCCAACCCUUAGAUACUGUGAAGGUUAAGAUGCAAACCUUUCCACAUCUUUAUAAGGGGAUGUAUGACUGUUUGAAACAAACAUUUAGAAAUGAUGGUAUAAUCAGAGGGCUCUAUGCUGGUACAACACCAGCAAUUAUGGCUAACGUUGCUGAGAAUUCAGUCCUGUUUGCAGCUUAUGGUUACUGUCAAAAAUUUGUUUGCCAUAUGACAGGAACUGAGAGUGUGGAUCAACUGUCGACCCUAAGCAACGCAACAGCCGGUUUUCUAGCAUCGUUCUUCUCUUCAUUCACACUGUGCCCAACAGAACUCAUAAAGUGUCAGCUACAAGCAAUGAGAGAAGUCAAUGUUCAAGGCUCACAAACAGCUGUUAAAAUAACUCCACUUCAGUUGACACAACAGAUAUUUAGACAAUAUGGUAUACAAGGAUUAUUCAGGGGGCUUGUACCCACUAUCAUGAGAGAAAUGCCAGGGUAUUUCUUUUUCUUUGGCGGAUAUGAAGGAACAAGAGAAUUAUUAGCAAAGCCCGGCCAAUCGAAAGAAGACAUAGGUUUCUUUAAGACCAUGGUGGCCGGAGCAGUCGGAGGGCUAAUACUGUGGACUGUCAUAUUCCCGUCUGAUGUAAUAAAAUCGCGGGUGCAGAUAUCGAACAAAAGUCAAAAGUUCUUGACCGUUGGCCUGGAGAUCAUACGAAAAGAAGGAGCCUUAGCACUCUACAACGGGCUGAAACCAACGUUAGUAAGAACCAUUCCAGCCACGGCGACACUCUUCGUGGUAUACGAGUAUUCCAAAAAGUUCAUGCAUCAGUCCUUUGGGGAUUAAUAUUUUUAUUAUUGUACACUAUAAGCUAGAAUCUAGAUAAAUAUAACAGUCACCUACCCAUUUUAGAUACAUAAUACUUGAUUGUAAUAAAAUAAUUUAGGAAGUAAA